Messenger RNA from Perognathus longimembris pacificus (Pacific pocket mouse), 1375 nucleotides. It is a transcript of the gene Snrpb2, whose product is annotated as small nuclear ribonucleoprotein polypeptide B2. Gene Ontology annotation, molecular function: U1 snRNA binding. The record is from RefSeq and is a predicted model, not a curated record. The transcript has 7 exons. Bases 164 to 841 code for a protein of 225 amino acids. Lineage: Eukaryota; Metazoa; Chordata; Mammalia; Rodentia; Heteromyidae. Gene Ontology annotation, biological process: mRNA splicing, via spliceosome. Gene Ontology annotation, cellular component: U1 snRNP.
CUUCCGGCCCGUAUUCCGAACGGGGGAGGCGCGGGUCUCUGGUGGAGCGGACCCCCCUCUUUCCCCUACAGGGCGGCGGUUUUCCAGACUUCGAUAACGUCUCCGUCCCUGUUUUGCCAGAGCAGACCAGUCGCAAAGGCUAUUUGAAGAAUUUGACCCAAACAUGGACAUCAGACCAAAUCAUACAAUUUAUAUCAACAAUAUGAAUGACAAAAUUAAAAAAGAAGAAUUGAAGAGAUCCUUAUAUGCCCUAUUUUCUCAGUUUGGGCAUGUGGUGGAUAUUGUGGCUCUGAAGACUAUGAAGAUGAGAGGGCAAGCCUUUGUUAUAUUUAAAGAACUGGGCUCAUCCACAAAUGCUUUGCGACAGUUACAAGGAUUUCCAUUUUAUGGCAAACCAAUGCGAAUCCAGUAUGCUAAAACAGAUUCUGAUAUAAUAUCUAAAAUGCGUGGUACCUUUGCUGACAAAGAAAAGAAAAAGGAAAAAAAGAAAGCUAAAACUGUGGAGCAGGCUGCAACAACUGCAAACAAAAAGCCUGGACAGGGAACACUAAAUUCAGCUAAUCCCCAAGGGAAUUCAACACCAAAUCCUCAGGUCCCUGAUUACCCUCCAAACUAUAUUUUAUUCCUUAAUAACUUGCCAGAAGAGACUAAUGAGAUGAUGCUAUCCAUGCUGUUCAAUCAGUUCCCUGGUUUCAAGGAAGUCCGUCUGGUACCUGGGAGGCAUGACAUCGCUUUUGUUGAAUUUGAAAAUGACGGGCAGGCUGGAGCUGCCAGGGACGCUUUGCAAGGUUUUAAGAUCACACCGUCCCACGCCAUGAAGAUCACCUAUGCCAAGAAAUAACAUUUGGGAUAGUCAUCCUUAAAGGACUUGGCACUAUUUAUAGUGUUCGUUUUGAUAACAUUCAGUCAGGUCAUUUAAUGUUGAGGUGGGAAAGGACUGAAAGUAAAAUUGUUGUGACAUUUUAAAAAAAUCAUCUAGUUUUUCUUUAGCUUUAGUUAACUGUGAAAUAUCAAGGCCUUAAUUUUGUACAAUAAACUUUUAUUUGUAUUCUACAUAUUUAGUGCUCUGUUUAUUGGCCCAUUGCCCUAUCAAGAACUUACUCUAGAACACAUCUUAAGAUAGAUAAAAUUAAAAUAGGUUUUUUUCUGUUAUUUAGGAACAACUAAUGAUACAGCACCAUUGAUCCAUUCUAACAAAAGCUCAAGAGAAUUAGAUCAUACCAACUAGUAAACAUCUAUAACAGUGGUAGUUAAAACCAUCAUCCCAGACAUUAGAAAAAAGGGAGGCGAGCAGGAUAUAAUUUGAUAUUUGUAUUCUCCAAAGCAAUGAGUAUAAUACGUUGCUGCUUGUAAAGAUUUCAUAAAACUUGGCAUU